Athalia rosae (coleseed sawfly) is the source of this 3518-nucleotide messenger RNA. RefSeq lists its product as uncharacterized. The transcript is spliced from 6 exons. NCBI's taxonomy places the organism in Eukaryota, Metazoa, Arthropoda, Insecta, Hymenoptera, Athaliidae. Bases 82 to 2154 code for a protein of 690 amino acids. The record is from RefSeq and is a predicted model, not a curated record.
GACGGCGAAUCAUUUGUCAGUUAUUGGUGAUAAUAUUCAUUAUACAUAUAUAUAUUUAUAUAUAUAUAUUCGUAUUUAUGUAUGUAUAUACGUAACAAGAUUAGUUGGGACUUUUUGGUUCGGAAUCCUGAAAACUGUGAGUGGACACACGUUGACACUGACGACGGACUUCGGACGAAGAGACUAUCGACGGAAGUUCGUUCCCCAGCUACCCCCUUACCCCAAGUGGACAUUUACCAGACAACAGACGCACACACGAUGGACAGGACGCGGCGGUGCAUACGGAAGACGGCACUGUCUUUGCUUUUGCCACUGUUAUUCGCCAGCGUGAGAUGCGAGGCUCCUCUGGUCGACAGCAGUGCCCUUCCAUUGGAACAUAGAUCGGUUUACGGGCCCCCGGCUCAAUACGGACCCCCUCAGUCUCACGGGGCUGAGGAAAACUGGCCAUUGGCUUCGCCGGACACGCCGCAAAUAAAGCACCUGCAGGUACAAUGCGAGAAAACACACAUGAGAGUGAACAUCGAGUUCGACCGACCGUUCUACGGAAUGAUAUUCAGCAAGGGCUUCUACUCCGACCCUCACUGCGUCCAUCUGAAGCCCGGCACGGGUCAUCUGAGCGCUACUUUUGAGAUAUUCUUGAACUCCUGCGGUAUGAGCUCCUCCGCAAAUCACAACGUUGCUGCUUACGGCGCACCGACGCCCUCGGGCAGCUAUGUAGAAAAUACCAUAAUCGUGCAGUACGAUCCGUACGUCCAAGAGGUCUGGGACCAGGCGAGGAAGCUCCGCUGCACCUGGUACGACUUUUACGAGAAAGCGGUCACCUUCAGGCCCUUCCAGGUCGACAUGCUUCACGCCGUAACCGCAAACUUCCUCGGCGACAACCUGCAGUGUUGGAUGCAGAUCCAGGUCGGCAAGGGGCCCUGGGCUUCGGAAGUUUCCGGUAUCGUUAAAAUCGGUCAAACCAUGACCAUGGUCCUCGCCAUAAAGGAUGACGAGAACAAAUUCGACAUGCUCGUGAGAAACUGCGUAGCUCACGAUGGAAAACGUGCGCCGAUCCAACUCGUCGAUCAGUACGGAUGCGUCGUCAGACCCAAGAUAAUGUCCAGGUUCCAAAAAAUAAAGAACUUUGGGCCAAGUGCGUCCGUCGUUAGUUUCGCCUACUUCCAAGCGUUCAAGUUCCCGGACAGUAUGAACGUCCACUUCCAGUGCGUGAUUCAAGUGUGCAGAUACAAUUGCCCCGAACCGAAGUGCGGACACCCAGGACUCGAAUACGGCGCUCCCGCCGGUCUGACGCAAGAAUACGGAGUGCCUCUCGGACCCCAAAGUCUGGGACAACUCACCUCAGAUUACGGAGCACCGCCGGUUCCGGAAUACGGAGUUCCGCCAGCGUAUCCCGACCCGAGACAUCCCAGCGGGCCUGCAGGAGCCUACAGCGAGCCGAAUCCGGACAUAGUUCCCGCCCCUCAGGCCCAAGCAUCGUCUUCAUCUCCGAGUUCGACGCCCGGAGAUUCAACGGCGAGCAGUUCCCCGCAAAGUCCGCAGGACAAUUUAGUGCACCUUCCGCCACCUCCGCUACCCGGUCAUCCGGCUGGCGCGUAUCAAACCGUAAAGAGGAAAGGAACCGUGGGCCCCGACGAACUCGAGGGCAAUUUGGCUACUCUGGGAGGACGUCCGAGGUCGGUCGAAGGACUUCCCGCUGAACUCAGAGGUGCCCGUAGACGAAGAGACGUUCACGCGCACGACGACGACGAUUUCUCCAAUUUCUACCGCGAGAUGACCGUCGGUGUGUCUCACGUGUACAAACGUGCCGCCCAAGAAAUGACGGACGUCAACACAUCCCGAAUUAUCCAAGUGGUUGCGCCGGGUGACGUGAAUUUCGCACUUGGAACAAACUCCAGUAACGAUUCAACGGUCGUUAUACAAAACGCAAGUUCAGCGGACCCAGAAACAAUUUGUAUGUCUCUCCCCGGUUUCGUCGGCGGUCUCGUGAUGCUACUUCUGGUGGUGGUGGUCGCUUCGCUCGUUGCCGCCUUCCUGUUCGUUCGAGUUCGCGCGGUCGACCGAAAGAACGCCAACGUCGCCCCGGCCUUCGUGCACCCAGCUUUCGCUGACAACUGCACCGUCAACCCGGAGUUCGUCAAGGUCGCCAAUUGAGGAUCCCGACCCCCCGAGGGGUUGAGUAAUCAAUCGGUCGAUCGACUUCAGGCCCGAAUCCACCCCCAAAUCGAAACCCUGAUCGAGCGACGUUUGCUCGAUAAUAAUUCGACGAGAACGAUCGAUCGGAUCGACGGAUCAGCCGGUUGGAAUACCGGCCGAAUUUAUGCCCUCUGAAACUUACGGCCUAAUUUCUAAUUCCCAUCACAGCCCUCAACGGCACCAUACUUAAGUCAACGACAAUUUAUUACACCAUCUAACGCGUCUGCAACGACCCCUAUUUCUCGUUCUCAUCGCUUAUCUAUUAUGUGCUUAGAUAUAGCCGGGUUCCACCACCCCGUCGAGUCAACCCUUGAACCCCGAAUACACCCAAGAGUUGUCUUGUAUAGUGCCUAUCAUCAGAUCGUACAAAGUGCUUGCGGUAACUGGGUGAAGGGUUGCGCCAACGCCGCGUAAUAAUUUAUCAUUAUGCGGGUAUUAAAUUGGCCGAAUUUUCAGACCUCAUGAUACGAUUUCCGGGCCUGAAAGAAUAAGAAAAGACACGGAAAAAAAGAAAAACAUGUAUAUAUUAUAUAUUAUAAAUUCACUGCUCCGAGGCCCCGAUUCGUCGUAGUUAUCAUCGGGUCGCGAGAUAUACGCUAUUAUACAUAUACAUAUGCGUAGCACUUACAUAUGUAUAUGAGAUAAUGAUACACGUCACCGUAAGAAAUUUCGUACACCCUACUUCACUCUCUUUCCCCAUUCCCAAGAUGCCAGUUAUUUUCACUUUUUUUUUUUUUAUUUUUUUUUUUUUACCCCCCAAGGUUUUGUGUCAUCGCAAAAGCUACUCCGUUUGCCUUCCUCCUCAUUCACUUCGACGACGAACGUUUACGUCAUUUUUCAUACCUCAUCUCUAAUAUAAAUAUGUGACCGCGUCUUUCUUGUCGAAUGAAAGAAGAGAAGACAAAAAAAAAAAAACACCCGCGAAGCGAUGAAAAUAUCAAGUUGCCAAGAAAGACACGGAGAUUACAGUCUGACGAAUUAAUCUAUUUAUUUUAUUCCUGACUAACUAAACGUGAGAAUCGUUUCUUCCAUUUUCCAUUUCCGUUCUAGACUUUUUUCCCUCCCUAUUUCAAAGUUUUCAUAGUUCGAAAACUGCGAUAUUCUAACAUAACUUAUUUACCUUCAUCCAUGAAAAGAUUUUCAUUAAAUUCUAUCCAUCCUCUCUCGUUAUUAUAUUAUAUUUAGGAUAUAAUAAAAAAAUAUUCCCGUUUUACGGGAAUAUGUCUUACGUACGUGUCUUGAGCACGCAAAAUUGUCUUAUAUACAUAAUAAUAUUAUGAUAUUUCGAUAAUUAUUUUAAUUAUAUUCUAAUUUUAUUUAUA